Anisakis simplex (herring worm) is the source of this 711-nucleotide messenger RNA. NCBI's taxonomy places the organism in Eukaryota, Metazoa, Nematoda, Chromadorea, Rhabditida, Anisakidae. The record is from the annotation of a GenBank genome assembly.
AGUGAAUCAGAUUUGUGUUUGCAGGUGAGUUUAGAGUGUGAUUGGCGUAAGCAUUCAGCAUUUCUGGUCACAUUGCAGAAUCGUAUGGAUUUGCAUACUACAUGUUCUACUAUUGGUACAUUGAUGACUUUUAAUAGCGCUGAAGAAACAUUUCCUGUUGGUUGUAUUCAUUACAUGGUUCACUUAUUUUCAUCGCCUUUAAACGUGACAUUUUUAUCCGUACGUGCGAUACCAGAUCAUAUCACCGUUGCUGUGAGUGCAGUUCGAUUCUCUUGUGUACCCUUCGAUCCAGUAUAUAGACAAUGUAAGGGAUAUCAUCCGCAGAUUUGUAUUGCACGAACAUUGUUCUGUGACGGGUACGAUAAUUGUGGACGGAGUAAUGACGAAAAGGACUGUGACCCAGAUGAUCAAGAAACGUAUACACAAUUAACAAUAACGAUAUUGGACGAUCAAAAUGAAAUUCCACGAAUUAUUAUUUGUGUGGUGGUAUUGAUAAUUUUAAUGUGUAUUUUCUGUUGUGUUUACAUAUGGCGUUAUCGCAUUGUGCGGAGACGUAAAUUCCAAUCGAGAUGUUUGAGAAAGAUGUUGGGUUUAGGUGAGAGUGACCAUCACGAAAAUCAGGAUGAAACUGUAGCGCUGCUGGCGUAUACACUCAGUACCCAGUGGCUACCUUAUAUGAACAACAAUGUCAAAAGUAAUAAUCACAGAUGA